CUGAAAAACAAGACACCAGUGUGAUCUUGCAGAAGAGAAGACUGAAGCAGCGCUGUGUGUAGAAUUUUUUAAAACUUUUUUUAAAAUCAGAAUUUCAUCCGUUUUUAUUCCUAGAUUGAAUUUUGGCUUAUGAAAAUGGGGAUGGUUGUAAUAUUUGUCCUCUCCAGCUUGGUGGUGGGUUUUGCUUGGGGUGACCUGACUUUAGAACCAGACAGACCCUCACUGAGUGUGGCAGUCUCUGAAAACGCUUCACUGGAAUGCUGCUAUAAAUCACCGUCGGGGAUAACGAAUGUCACCUGGAUCCGCCAUCAUAACAAAACUCAGGAGGUGGUGUUAAAUCAAACAGUUAAAUCAGAGACCAAAGAGUCAAACUCUGUAAAAAUAUAUUGUUCCGUGCUACACUUCACUAAAGUACAGCUGGAGAACAUUGGAUUUUACCAGUGUGUGCUGAAUGAUAAAAUCUAUUCACAUGGAACCUACCUGCGUGUCUACAAGCCAAUGGAGAAGACCAUAAACCUGAGCGAAACCACCAAAAACAAGAUCCUGAUAGCUGAGGGAUUCUUACUGUUACUGUGUGUGAUGCUGCCUUCUGCCAUUCUUCUGUUCAAGUCAAAGAAGCUUAAUGAACUGGAGAAAAAGAAAGCAAAGAAAGAAGAGGAAAAUAUAUAUCAGGGGCUAAAUCUGGAUGACUGUUGUGCAACAUACGAUCAGAUUGAACGCUCCCAAGCACAGGGCCCGUACCAGGAUGUGGGCAACAUUAAGGAAGAAGAGGAAGAAAUCCAGCUGGAGAAACCAUAAAACAAAGUGAAGAACAGACGGUUACGAGUGUUACAUGUAAAUAGCAGGCUUCUUACAGCACGCUCUGAUUUCAGAGUUUUGUACUCUGAAGGUUUUUAUUUUUUAAGAUUUAAACUGUAUUUGUCAAAACAAUCUUAACACAAUAUCCACUGGUCUGCAACCAGGAUUUUAGAAAUACGUGCUUAUCAACAUAUCAACUAUAAACUUUUUUUCACUUGUUUCAUGAUGUUUUUAAAUAUACACAUUUACAUUUUUAAAUAUAUGUGGGUGUUUUGCUUUAGCUUUUUUAUUCUAAUUUUGCACACAGGCUCCAGAAAAACAUGACGGGUCAGACUGGUUAGGCUACUUAUGCACCCCAGGUUGCGUUGUCGGCUUUUUAAAUAUUCAUUGACGUGCAUCUGCAACAGUUAUGUGCUUUUUGCUAUUUCUGUGAGUGCUGGAAUAAUAAAAUGAUGUUA
This is a messenger RNA of Oreochromis aureus, 1256 nucleotides long. RefSeq names its product CD79a molecule, immunoglobulin-associated alpha (gene cd79a). The coding region runs from base 130 to 798 and encodes 222 amino acids. The record is from RefSeq and is a predicted model, not a curated record. The transcript is spliced from 5 exons. Lineage: Eukaryota; Metazoa; Chordata; Actinopteri; Cichliformes; Cichlidae. Gene Ontology annotation, biological process: B cell receptor signaling pathway; B cell differentiation. Gene Ontology annotation, cellular component: external side of plasma membrane; B cell receptor complex.